Molecule: messenger RNA, 2624 nt
Organism: Andrographis paniculata
Lineage: Eukaryota; Viridiplantae; Streptophyta; Magnoliopsida; Lamiales; Acanthaceae
Exons: 2
Coding region: 860-2434 (524 amino acids)
Source: RefSeq, a predicted model, not a curated record
AUAAUUUUUAACAUAACAAAAGUAUUUCAUGCAUAUGCACUCUUAUUUAACAAUAAUAUUUAAAAAUAUAAAUAGAAAUUUAUAAAUAAUAAAAAAAGUAAAUAUAUCAGGAACCCUAAACUGCGGUUUAGAAUUAAGGUUUAUGAAAUGUAGGGGAAGAACGAUUCGACGGGCUACGAGAAAAUCGCUCCACGACUGUGUCCAUGAUUCCAUUCCAGCUGAGACACUAGCAAUGGAAUCACACGAUGCAACGUUGCUCCAUCAAAAUUUCGUCUGCUUCGCUCCAACCAACGGGAACCCUAAAUUCCGGUUCAGAUGCGAAAAAUGCGCCAGGAACGUAUGUGGGGGAAGAGACAUUUGCGAUAGGUGGAGUCUAUCUCCCCCGAGGGGGCUUCGAACAAUCAAUGGAUGCAGAAUAUAAUACAUGAGGUGAAAAUCUCUGCUCAUCCUGAUGCUUUUUGGUGCAGUUUUUGCAUAUCUCUAUCUCUGUUCUUCCACAGAUGAUUUAUUUCCUAGUAGUUGAUAAUGCAAGUCGUUUCACGCCAUUGAUGUUGAACAAUUUUGCAAAUGUUACAUUAGAAUGCAGAGCAUGUCAUGUUCGAGGCUUCCAAUGCUGUAAAGCUAUGGCAUCAAAUGUUAAUUUAAGCAGGUGAAGCAUAAGGUACGCCCAUGUUCUUCCAUUGGAAGCUUUUGAGGAAUUAUCAGAUUUCAUGGUUUUUGUUACUAUCUGAACUUUCCAAAGAACGAAAGAAUGUCUCUGUUUCAGUGUCUAAACUGAAUUCAUCUUGAAAAUAAAUGCAACCUUUUUGUAGGGCGAAGUUGAUUCGACAUCUUUAUUUUCUCCAGCACUUCAUUUUUUAUGGCUGAAGUAUCGAUAACCCUUCCAGCCAAGCGCAAGCGUGGCCGUCCUCGUAAGGAUAGCAACAUUUUCAGACAAAGCACUUUACAGUCGCCGGAAAGUGCUAAUCUUUUGAAAACUCAGCAUGCCGAAGUUCGAUAUUCCAACCCUGAUAGUGCUGCAAAAGCACAAGAGCCCGAUUCCAAAGAUGGUAUUGCUGAUGGGCUGGCCGGAAGCAUGAUCUAUGGCGUCAUUGAGGGAUCAUUCGACGCCGGAUACUUUGUGUCUGUGAGAAUUGGCAACAGCAGCACACCUUUCAGGGGAGUGGUAUUUCAGCCUGGAAAGAUUGUUCCUGUUACAGCUGCAAAUGACGUCGCCCCACAAGCUAAGAUGUAUAACAGACGAGACAUACCUGUCCCUGUUUACGACAAUUUCAGUCAGAUCAGUGGCACCAUGAAUUCCCAACACGAGAAAGUUCUUGGGCAGGCUACGGCAGGAUACCCUGCUUUGCCUUCCCUGUCUCCUCCGGUGACUCCAUAUUCAGUGGGGAACCUCUCCAACUUUAUUGCUACCGAACCGAUCAUGUUAAGGACUAAUUCAAGUUCUAAUAUAAGAGGAGGCGAAGGGACUGCCGCGAUUCCAAAAUCUCCACCCACUGGAGUCAGCCAACAGUCUCCAUCUCUUCAUCCUACAAGCAUCGGAAUGUUGGAACAGCACGAUGAAGGUUCCAAGAAAAACAUGGCAGCAGCAGCAGCCAUGGGAGAUAUGGUCUCAGGAUCAACAAGCAGUAGUUUAUCUCAUGCCGAGAAACCCGAAGGUGGUGAAAGAGCUGCAGAGCUAUCGCCAGGACAGGGUUUCUUGGCUCAUAACCGACAGAAUAACAACAAUUCCAAUGUGGAGCUUCACCUCGAUUCAAAUCCUUUCGGUAUUCAGCAAGAUAAGAUUAUUUUCCGCGAAAUGGAUCGGCCAAGAGAGUAUGUUCAUGAUAGACAGCAGCAAACCCCUGCCAUCGAGCUGCAAGAACUUCCUGCAGUUUCUGUUCCCGAUCAAGCUACAAAAACAGAUCUUUAUUUCGGCGGACUUAGAACCAGUGAUGUUAACUUUCCUCAGUAUCUUCUGGCCGAUCAAUCCCAACUGGAGAAAGGCAUAGAUACUACUAAUUUUCAUUCGAGCGAUAUGGUUGCCGUUGGCAAUCCGAGCAGCCCUAACCUUAAAUUAGACCUGUCUUCUUCUAUACAUGAAAAGAAACCAAUACAGCAGCAGCAGAUAAGGCCACAAAGCAGCGAAAGAAAUGAUUUUUUAGCCUUCAAUGGACUGAAGAAUAAUCCGAAUGUCGGGUACCACCAAGCAUUGGUAUCUGGAAAUCCUCUUUUUCUGCCAACAUCUCCGGAUUUCAUCAUGGAUAAAACCAAGUCCUUUUCGGCUCCUCAAGAAACUAACUUGGAGCUUGCUACUCCGCAGUCGAAUCUAAAUGUGAAUGUCGGCGCUGCUCAGGGGAAGCAAACGAGCAUGAGUUCUUAUAUGGAUUUUGUUCUUACGGAUGCUGUCCAGCCUACUGCAGAGCCCCAUGGUCGCUGCGGUGGUGAUAUUUCUUAGGCUGAGUAUCGACGUGGAUGGCCACACGUGUGCCUAGUUUGGUAUUCUUCUUCUUCUCAGCUUUAUUUUCUUGUUUAUGCAGAUUUAGAUUAUUUCACUGCUCUUUUAGCUCAUUUAUGUUUAUGUUUUUACACUAUUUGCAGUUGAGAUCUUAAGUUACUACUUACUAAUAUAGUAUAGAGUUUUGACA